Molecule: messenger RNA, 3075 nt
Organism: Cavenderia fasciculata
Lineage: Eukaryota; Evosea; Eumycetozoa; Acytosteliales; Cavenderiaceae
Exons: 13
Coding region: 1-3075 (1024 amino acids)
Source: RefSeq, a predicted model, not a curated record
AUGAAGAAACUACAAUUAUUACUGAUACAUUUGUUAUCUUUCAUAUUCGUUGUAACUCUUUUACAAGAUGUAUACUUGAAUGCUCAAUCAGCAUCUGCUUUAUCAGUAUCAGAGUUAAAAUCAGCUAUAUUCCUAAUCAGACAAUACAAUAUUCAUCUAUCAGAAGAUCAAUCAUUAUGUAACAACGAUACUGUCCCAAGCUCAUUCUUUAACUGUCAAAUUGUUAAUGGAAUAUAUCAUGUGACAACCAUUAAAAUUUCAAUUGGUAAUAUACCAACUGGAUCUCCGGAUCCAUCACUUGCCUAUCUUGAUUUCCCUGAAUUAAUCAAUUUUGAAAUCAAUAAUCCUCCUCUGCCAAUUGCUCCUCCCAUCUCAAUGUUAAAUAUCCUAACACUGAUUAAAAAUAUGCCCAACCUAGCUGUAAUAACUAUUGCCUAUGAUACUACUGUUUCUUAUAUUCCAUUGGAUUUUGGAAUUACUCUUCCAAAGUGUCCACUUGACCAAGUAGCCAACUUUUUCAACAAUACUGCGAUUAGAAUUGUCCACAUAUCUGGAUAUUCAAUUGAAACCUUGGGUAUUGACAGCUCAUUGAAUCUACCAAUCAUUGAUAAUAUGGCACUUGAAAUCAGCCCAAAACAAAUACAAACGUGGACAUUUACAAAACAAUCAUUUCCUAAAUUACAAUCGAUAACUUUACAAUCAACCGGAACUGCAGUGUGCCAUGUGGUUAUAAACUCUCAAGAUAUCAAAGAGGUUAUCUUGAGAACUAGUGAUGCUGGGUACAAUUUAAAGUUUGAGAACCCAAACUAUGUAACACAAUUUCAAUUACAUGGUAAAGAUUCUACCAUUAAUCCAAUCAACCUUGCUCUAUAUACCAGUUUACAAGAUGUCAUAUUUUUUAACACAAGUCUUUCUCAAUUUCCAUUCAGCUCGUUCCCGACCAACUUGGAGCAUUUGGCAAUUAAAAAUUCUUUACUAACUCAAAUUCCAACUACGCUUGCUAUUCCAAAAGAUUUCUUUAUGUUGGAUCUAACAGGAAAUCUUCUCGGUGGAACCAUUCCUUUGUCUCUGUGGAAUAAUGUAGUUGGAGGAAAUGUAAAUUUUGAGGAUAAUCCAUCCCUCCAAGGAUCCAUUCCAGACUCUUGGUGUGACAAACAAUUAUAUCUAAAGAAUACAGCAAUCAGUCAUAUGCCAGAUUGCUUUUGGUGCUUUGUUGGACAAGAAGGUUUCUUUUCAAUUCCACAGUCGUUAUCUAAACCAACAAAUCUAGAUUGCUCUGUAAAAUUUGAUAGAGACAUUAAUCCAUCGAUCAAUGGAAUGGCUACAAUAACAGGAAAAGGGUUUGGAUUCAUGGGUCGGGCAUCAAAUUUUUCCAUCGUUGUUCCCAAUUCAAAAAUAGCUGUUGCAUAUCCAACGAUUGGUCCACCAGAAGUGGUAACAUUGAUUUUUUUCAAUUACACAGGACAAACUAAAAUUGUAGAUGCAACCAUCUCUUUUAAUGAAUAUGCAAUGACAUCUCCAACCAAAUUUAGUAUCACUUUGGUCUAUAAUCCAUUUAUUCAACAUCGAGUUAUUAUAGGUAGUGGAUUGAAUAAUAUCACUUGUGCCAUUUCGUUACCACAAACUUCUGGAAGAAUCAAUUGUACAACACUAAAAAAUAUUCUCAAUGGUGCCUAUGAUAUUACAGUUGAAAAUGAUUUUACUUCAUUUAAACUAUCUAGUAUCCUGAUAAAACAUGAUUAUCCAUUGGUAAAUUCUGUUCAAAUAACUUCAACUCCACAAUUAUUAACAUUGUAUGGUAACUUUGGUCCGACAACAAACACAUUAUCGGUCACCUUGAAUAAUACUUUGGGAUGCACAAUUCUAUCUAGAUCUACAAAUAUUAUUGAAUGUUCAUUUGCAUCAACUCUACUACCAGGACCUGCCUCUUUACAAGUUACGGUUCAAGGAUACACAGUCUCAUGGAAUGAUUUGGUUAACAUCCCAUUCCCAUCGACCAUUAAUUUAAAACAAAAGUGUAUUGAUGAUACCUCUAAUUGUUACGGUCAUGGUCAAUGUAAUGAUUUGGGUGUUUGUGUUUGUGAAACAAAUUAUGUUGAUAAUUGUAGAUAUAAUAAUAAUCCAAAUGUAACUUUUAUACAAAAUAAUACAAGACCAGUGGCAACAUUUGAAUUGGAUGGAUAUCAAUUCUUUUUCGAUAUGGUUUCAAUUCAAGAACUUGGUAUUGAUGGUGAGAUUGUUAAAGAAUUGGUGGUUGACCAAUGGAAUGUGACAGAUAAUAGUAGUGGAGGUCUUACAUCACUCGAUUACCAACUUGUAAUCAAUACAACCACACAUCCAAAUUUACAGCUGACAAACGUUUCUACUUUGAUUGAAUACUCUAAUCAAGAUAGACAAGUUGCAUUUGGUGACUCUAUGUUGACAGUAGGUGCCAAUAGUAUAAAGGUUGGAGUGAAUAUAACUGGAUGGAAAUAUGAAUCGAUUUUAUCACAUCUAAGAAUCGUAUUCUCGACAGUUGUAAACAAUGAGCAAUCCAUUCUCUCUUGUGAUGAUGGAUCAGUUCCAACAUUUGAAGAGAUGUUUGGUGGUGGAGAUAGUUAUCUACGAGUCAUCAAAAACAACACACAAUUCUAUGGUAGAUUCCUUUCAUACUCUUACUCUGACGGUCGAAAGUCAUACUCCAAGAAUGAAUUAAUUAGCACUACACCCAUUCCAACAUUACCACAUUCAUCAUUGGCAUUGAUUGGUGUUCACGUUGGUGGACAAUGCUCAUCUUGUUUACUCGAUCCUGAUUUCAGUGCAUUGGUAGUAAACAAUGAACAACCUGAUUGUUCAACGUCAUCAUCAUCCAACACUUGGAAGAUUAUUGUUGGAGUUGUAGUUGGUGGAGCUGUAUUGAUUGCAUUCUCAAUAGCUGCCAUUGUCUAUGUUAGAGAUAACAAUCGUCUGCGACUUCGAUUCAAAGGAGCAAAGAGUAUUAUCAUGAAAAAGUUGGGAGGUAAUAACAAAAAUACAUCACAACAAUUUACAAUUGAAAUUUGGUUUGAUGAUGAUGACGAUUCAUCAUUAUCAUAG